CCACCAUGAGGAACCUGGACAAGAGGGGGUGCCUGGAAGCGGCCGCCGGAGUCACCCUCAACAAGACCCUGGAGAUCAGGCAGUUGGACGUGUGCGAUGAGCAAUCCAUCAUCAGCUGCAUCAACAGCAUCCCCAACCGGCACAUCGACAUACUGAUUAACAACGCCGGGGUGGGGAUGAUUGGCCCCAUCGAAUGCCAGACCAUCGAAGAGAUGAAGGGUGUGAUGGAGACCAACUUCUUUGGUGUGGUGAGGAUGAUCAAAGAGGUGCUGCCCGAUAUGAAGAGGAGACGGAGUGGGCACAUUGUGGUGAUCAGCAGUGUGAUGGGCCUGCAAGGAAUUAUGUUCAAUGACAUCUACACAGCCUCCAAGUUUGCCGUGGAAGGAUUCUGCGAAAGCCUUGUCAUACCAGCACUGAAGUUCAACAUCUUCAUCAGCCUGAUAGAGCCUGGCCCCGUGGUGACAGAGUUUGAGACAAAGAUCUAUGAAGAUGCAGAGAAUGCAGAUUACUCCAUGACAGACCCUGAGACGGCAGACAUGUUCACUGACCUCUACCUGAAGAACUCCAAGGCAAUUUUCUCCAGCCUGGGGCAGACUCCCAGUGACAUAGCAGAGCACACGCUGGGGGUGAUCAGUGCCGCCAAGCCACCCUUCCGCCACCAGACCAACGCCUUCUACACACCCAUGACGGCCCUGAAACAUGCCGACCCCACUGGAGCCCUGAUGACCGACACCUUCUACAAGAUGGUCUUCAAGUAUGACAUGCUCUUGCACAUCAGCCUGAAGGCCAUCAAGGUGAUCCGAUGGCAGGCCCAGAAGAUGAGGCAGGGGGUGAAGAUGCUCAGCUUCAGAUAGACCCUGGGAACCGGGGUGAAGGGGUGGAAAGUGGGCUCAGGUGCAGUAGGGCUGGAAAAAGGCUGGAGAUGCUCAAUGAUCAAGGGGUUCAGUGGACAUGUGCCUCUCAGAGAUGGACCGAGACCUUCUGGCCCACCGAACCAUACACUAACCCAAUAUGGCUUCAUUUUAUAGGGUGCCCUUUGCACAAGAUGUACCCAAAAUAGUAGGGAGAAGGACAAGUGAAGAGGCAUGGGCUAUUGUGGGGUGGGGGGAGUAAGAGGUUGUAGCUGACAGCUAGAGGCACUCAGGGGAGAAGGCUUUUGAUGCAACAGGAAUGAGCUUCUGUGGGAGGGACAAGUGCUAGGAAAACAGAGGUAGGAGGGGAGUGAAGAGGAGCAAGGGUCUUGAUUCUCCUCAGAGCCCACUGAGCUAAUAGGACCCGCUCCUGAAGGUACGUGCAAUCAGAGUCAGUAAGCAAGGCAGGGCCGAGUGAUGGCCUUUUAUGCUUGCUUGUUACCAGCCUUAGCUGGAUUUGAACCUGUGAUCUAGAGGCACAAGAUUUUCCUUCUCCAACUAACAGCCCUUGGAACAAACUUAUACUCCCCCAAGUACUGUAAUUUUAAAUAGCAGCAAAUAGUAAGAGGGGCUGCUGCUUUAAAGGCAGAAGGAAAGUGCCUUUAUUCUUGCAGCUGGAUGUGAUAUAAAAGCCAAGAGCUGCCAUGCAAACUAGAGUCCUACUUGCCCACAUCCAGUCCCCAUCCCACUGCUGUCCCCCAGCCAGCCCAUGAGCACCAACAGAUGUGCCAAACUGAGGGCGUGACACUCAGUUGUAAUACUUGGCUUUUUGGACCAGGUGCAUAAGCAGAAGGUGCAUGAUUGUUAAAAGAAUCAUAGAGAGCUUGAGUGAACGAUGCCCAAUACAAGUGUAGCUGUAGGACUGCAGAAGUCCUUGCUCUGUCUCCCAUCUCCAGCCUAAUCUAAAUUACACAAACUUCCAGAGAUGCCUUUCAGGAAAACUUAACGAGACUUGGUAUCACCUCUUUGGAAGUCUUCCAGAAGGACUCCUCCAGUAUGCAUAAGAAUGGCCAGACUGGGUCGAUCAAAGGUCCAUGUAGCCCAGUAUCCUGUCUUCUGACAGUGGCCAAUGCUAGGUGCCCCAGAGGGAAUGAACAGAACAGGGAAUCAUCAA
Messenger RNA from Dermochelys coriacea (leatherback sea turtle), 2025 nucleotides. RefSeq names its product retinol dehydrogenase 8-like. The transcript has 5 exons. Bases 6 to 854 code for a protein of 282 amino acids. Lineage: Eukaryota; Metazoa; Chordata; Testudines; Dermochelyidae. The record is from RefSeq and is a predicted model, not a curated record.